UCAAGGAUUGCUGUCAACCGGGUGCCAAAAUGCCGAAAAAGAAGACAGGUGCCAGGAAAAAGGCGGAAAAUCGAAAGGAACGAGAGAAACAGAGCCGAGCCAACCGGGACCUGGUGGACUUGGCUAAACACCCGUGCAACGUCAACAUGGAUUGUGAUAAAUGCCAGAGAAAACAGAAGAACCGAGCAUUCUGUUACUUCUGCAAUGCUGUACAGAAACUUCCUACAUGUGCACACUGCGGCAAAACCAAAUGUAUGAAGACUUCAGACUGCGUCAUCAAACACCCAGGGAUCUACAGCACCGGGAUGGGAAUGGUGGGGGCAGUGUGUGACUUCUGUGAAGCUUGGGUGUGCCACAGCAGGAAAUGCCUGAGCACUCACGCUUGCCUGUGUCCUCUGACGGAGGCGGACUGUAUCGAGUGCGAACGCGGCGUGUGGGACCACGGCGGGCGUAUUUUUCGCUGCUCCUUCUGUCAAAACUUUCUUUGUGAAGAUGAUCAAUUCGAGCACCAGGCCAGCUGCCAAGUCCUUCAAGCCGAAACAUACAAGUGCGUUUCCUGCAACAGACUGGGCCAGCACUCGUGCCUGCGUUGUAAGGCCUGCUACUGUGACGACCAUGCUAAGAGCAAAGUGUUCAAGCAGGAGAAGGGGAAGGCGCCGCCAUGUCCCAAGUGUGGCCACGAGACCCAAGAGACCAAAGACCUCAGCAUGUCAACUCGCACGUUGAAAUUCGGACGCCAGGCCGGCGCUGACGACGACGAUGACGACGACUACGGAGCGUCGGGCUACGACAGCUACUGGAAGAACAUCGCGUCAGGAGGCGGAGGACGCAACUAUGACGACGACGACGACGAUGAGGAGGAAGAUGACGAUGAAGAUGACGACGAUGAAGAGGAGGAAGAGGAAGACGAGGGCGAGGAAGAAAUGGCCGCUCUUAAAUUAGAUGCAGCCGCCAAAGUCUGAAACGGGACAACAAGAUUUGAAUGAAAAUCAGAUGGUGGUUUUGUUACACCCUCAAACUCGUUUAACAACUUUUUGACCUCACUGUCAAAUGUUAGGACGGUGCCUGAAUAAAAUGAAUUAGCACAGAAAUAAACCAA
This is a messenger RNA of Syngnathus acus (greater pipefish), 1099 nucleotides long. It is a transcript of the gene noazfp, whose product is annotated as zinc finger protein 330. The record is from RefSeq and is a predicted model, not a curated record. Gene Ontology annotation, cellular component: nucleus. The transcript has 9 exons. Lineage: Eukaryota; Metazoa; Chordata; Actinopteri; Syngnathiformes; Syngnathidae. Gene Ontology annotation, molecular function: zinc ion binding. The coding region runs from base 30 to 962 and encodes 310 amino acids.